CCCAGGUUGGUUUGAAUAUUAGCAGUCGGCAAAAAUAUCGCGAGAGAGAAAAGAGAGUAUUCUUCUCCGUGUUGGUCACCUUCCUCGUCUCGAAGUCAUUAUUAAACAACUUUCUAAAAGCCCAAAAAAAAAAAAGAAGUUAUUUUCUCCUCCUAUCCACCAUUAACGCACACCUUGCCCUGUCCUCACGAUUUACAGGGGGAGGUCUCAAAUUCAAAGAUCGUUGGCUCACGCAAAAAUCCUGCUCCCAAUUUCUAGGAGCAGCUGCAUAUAGAUUACACGCACAUACACACAAUACACAGCCGCUGAACAAGCUUUGUGUGGAAUUUUGUUUUAGGAAAUUUUCAGGCAAUGGAUGCUCUGUGUUUCAAGGCAGGGAUCCACGGCGUGCUGGCCGCCGCCGCCGCCGGAAAUGGGGAGGUCCGAUUGAGCGACAGGUCGUCGGUUUCUGCGGCGCCGCAGAGGAAUUCGCCGUGGGGGUUCACUUUCCGGCACCCGCUCAGAUCCCUGUGGUCUGGGGGCAAAAAUCGGUACGAGCCGGCAAUCGCAGUGGACGACGCCGUUUUGGUGGAGGAGAAGGAGGUUGUGAGAGAGGGCGAUGAUGAGUCAGGGCGUGGUGGGAGCUGGGUGUCGAAGAUUCUUCACGUGAGGUCUCUCUGGAAGGAGGAAGGGAGGGUUGGUAAUUGUGUGGAGAAAAUGGGGGCAAAAUGGGAAGAGGGGAUUGAGAAUGGCGGUGGAGAGGACGAUGAAGGAUGUGAUCUGUGCACGGUUGAUUAUGAGGACGAUGGUGAUGAUGAAGAAAGGAUUGAAUUCGAUCGAGAAUCGUUCUCGAAGCUUCUGCGAAAGGUGCCGUUGGGUGAAGCUAGAUUAUAUGCCCAAAUGUCUUAUUUGGGAAGCUUGGCUUAUUCCAUCCCCCAAAUCAAGCCGAAGAACCUGCUAAGGUCUCGUGGACUAAAUUUCGUGACUUCAUCCUUGGAGAAAAGGGAACAGUCAUCGAAAUCGGAGAAGGAUAAGGCACCAGCCGAAGAGGGACAAAGUGAAAUCGAGCCAGAAGCAGAAGCCGAAGAUGAAGAUGCCAAAAGUAGCCAAACGGAGCCUAACGGAUACCGGAUAAGUACAUCAGCUGCCUAUCAAAUUGCAGCUUCAGCUGCUUCCUAUUUACACGCUCACACAAAAAGUAUCCUUCGCUUUAAAUCCUCCACCAACUCGACCCCAGAUGAAAAUCUACCUGAAAAAGUCAAUGCGGAUAUAUUAGGCUGUGUUGACAUGAUGAAUCAAGAUGUGGCCUCAUUGAUGGCUACUACAGACUCGGUGACGGCAGUUGUUGCUGCUAAAGAGGAAGUGAAGCAGGCCGUUGCGGAUGAUCUGAACUCGACUCGUUCUUCGCCUUGUGAGUGGUUCAUCUGUGAUGAUGAUCAGAGUGCCACGAGAUUCUUUGUCAUACAGGGAUCCGAGUCGCUAGCUUCAUGGCAGGCCAAUCUUUUGUUCGAGCCCAUUCAGUUUGAGGGGCUGGAUGUUCUGGUGCACAGAGGUAUAUACGAGGCAGCAAAAGGGAUAUAUGAGCAGAUGCUGCCUGAAAUACACGCACACCUUAAAUCCCACGGCCCUCGAGCCGCAUUGCGUUUCACGGGGCACUCUCUUGGCGGGAGUUUAUCGUUGCUUGUAAAUCUCAUGCUUCUCAUAAGAGGCGAAGCUCCACGUUCGUCUUUGCUCCCCGUGAUAACUUUCGGUGCACCCUCGAUUAUGUGCGGUGGGGAUCGACUGCUGCACAAGCUGGGUUUGCCUCGCAAUCAUGUCCAAUCGAUUACGAUGCACAGGGACAUUGUUCCCCGAGCUUUCUCAUGCCAAUACCCUAACCAUGUGGCCAAGUUUCUCAAAGCUGUUAAUGGGAACUUCCGCGGCCUACCGUGUCUUAAUAAACAGAAGCUGUUAUAUGCCCCAAUGGGGGAGUUACUAAUCCUCCAACCGGACAAAAAGUUUUCUCCGAGCCACGAUCUUCUUCCUUCGGGCAGCGGUCUCUAUCUGCUGACCUGUCAAGAAUCGAACAUCACUGAGGCCGAAAAGCAAAUCCGAUCUGCCCAGACCAUAUUUUUGAACUCGCCACAUCCUCUUGAAAUACUGAGUGACCGAUCAGCUUACGGGUCAGGAGGCAGCAUUCAGAGGGACCAUGACAUGAAUUCCUAUCUUAAAUCUGUAAGGAAUAUAAUCCGCCAGGAACUGGGCCGGGCCCGGAAAGCCCAAAGAGAGAGGCGCCGCAAGGCCUGGUGGCCUCUGGUGGGCCCGCGUGGGGUCAGUGCGGGUAUUGUCUUUAGCAGGCCCAUUGUGUCGGGCAGCAGCGUGCGCCAAGGCCCGAUAAACUUCUCUGGCAUUAUGCACAAUGGUCGCAAGUCACUGAGGCGGUUUAGUCGGUUAGUUGCGUCGCAGAACAUGCAUUUGCUUGUGAUGCUUUUGGUCCCUGCUAAGUUUUUGCUCAUAGUGGGGAAGUCUAGUUUGGGCUUAUACCUGUUAAACGAAAUGAGCCACUCGGCUCGGUUUGGCUCGAUAAGACUCAGCUUUCUUGGGUUGAUUAAGGCAACAGAUAAUCAAAAUUUGGUUGAUGGCGACAUGGCUUGGUUCGGCCUUGCAGUCAUCGCCGGUGAUUUGACGGAGAGCAAGCAAGUUGUUGCAUAUGACGACCCUUCAAAGACCUUUUUUGGAGUUCGCUUUGUUCUUCUGGGAUUCGACCCUGUCAAAAGAGAUAAGGUCCGGUGGAAGCUCUUAGAAGGUGGAGGAAUUGAUGCUGUGAGCUAUGGUCCGGAUUGUACUCACGUGAUUGUUGAUAAGCUUACUUAUGAUGACCCAAUGUGCAUUGCUGCAAGAAGAGAUGGCAAGGCAGUUGUGAAUGCCUUGUGGGUUGACCAUAGUUUUGAUGUGGGAAUGCCUGUUGAUCCCUCAUCGGUAAUGUACAGGCCUAUGAGAGAUUUGAAUGGGAUUACAGGUGCAAAAUCUUUGGUUGUGUGCUUGACUGGAUAUCAACGGCAGGACCGUGAUGAUAUAAUGAACAUGGUUGCCUUAAUGGGUGCAAUUUUUUCGAAGCCAUUGGUGGCAAACAAAGUUACUCAUCUGAUAUGCUACAAGUUUGAGGGUGAGAAGUAUGAGCUGGCCAAGAAAUUGAAGAAGAUAAAGCUAGUUAACCAUCGUUGGUUAGAAGAUUGUUUGAAGGCUUGGGAGCUUCUUCCAGAAUCUGAUUAUGAUAAAAGUGGAUACGAGUUAGAGAUGAUGGCUGAAGCUAAGGAUUCAGAAGAGGAGACUGAAGACAUGGCUACUGCAAUAGAUUUUGGAAGGAAAAACGUUGUGGGUCCUCAAGAUACACCAGCUGAGAACAGAAAUUUUCACCACUCACUAGUGAAGCCUGAAACUUCACAUAAUAGUUUACAAGGUCAAAGUGCAUGUACAGUUCUUGAAAAUGCUGGGACCAUCAGCAAUAAGAUUCAUUCAAGUCCCGGACAAGGCAUUCAUGAUGAGCAUCUCAAACUGCUGAGCCCUGGAAAAAUUUCCCCUCGAGUGCUGUCAAACACGCUCCACUACACAAGCAUUUCUGAUAAGGUUGAUGAUGUCUUAGCUUCAGCUCCAGCAACUGAAAUGGAUAAGAAGUCACCUGAUGUUGACAUGUCCAAAUUAAGCUGCAAGAGCAAUUGCAGAAGUACUCCCAGUAAACACAGUUCCUCAGUAAGAUUGGAAAGAAUUCAACAAAGAAGUCCUCGAAAUGCAAAUAAUUUUGGUGGCAGUGAUGGUUUUCACGUUGAUUAUGGUGUAGAGACGCCUCCAAAAGAACCUUUACCAUCCCAUGAAGAGUUCCAAACUGCAAAGACGCCGAAUAGGAGCAGAAAAACUUUUUCCGGAGGUGGUUCUAAAUCGCCAUCUCUGAAUCUCUGCAUUGAUCGUGAAGUAAGAACACCUUUAAUGGGAACCCAUGAUGCAAGCCAAUCUGCAAAAUCGCCCGAUAAGAGGGAAAACUCAACAUCUCUGAAUCUCUGCAUUGAUCGUGAAGUAAAAACACCUUUAAUGGGAACCCGUGAUGCAAGUCAAUCUGCAAAAUCACCGGAUAAGAGAGAAAACUCACCAUCUCUGAAUCUCUGCAUUGAUCGUGAAGUAAAUACACCUUUAAUGGGAAGCCGUGAUGCAAGCCAAACAGCAAAAUCACCCGAUAAGAGGGAAAAAUCAGUCUUGAAAUCACCCAUUUUGAGCCGUGAUUCGAAGAUAGCAAUUGGAAAUGAGCUGACUACAAAAUCCCUUGAUCAUUUAAGUGGGUUAGCUAGUGAUAUUCCACAAAAAGCUGUUGCCGGCCGUUUUUCGAGAAUGGAAGCUUCUUCGGCUACAGAAUCUCUUAAUAUUUCCCUCAUAGGUCAGAAAAAGCAGAUCAUGCCUAGUUCCGAUGUGAAGGACCUUUCUUCAAUUUAUUGUGAUGUACAGGAUAUUGAACCUCCAGUAGUGAAACCCAACUCAGGAAUUGAAACAACGGAUGGCCAGGAUGAUCUGAAUGGUACACUUGAAGGAAAUACGGUGCCACAGACAAAAGUAGUUAAAAGAAAAUUGCUAGCCAAGAAGACAUUAGGCUCCAGACGAAAUAUUGGAAAAGGGAGUAGCUCAAAGCUUAAAGGGACACUUAACCUUCAGAAAGCUAUUUUGAAUAAUGAAUCUGUUGGUCGUUCGAAUGGAGCUAUACCGAUGGAAGUCACGGAUGAUGCUACUGUGGAUGAUGAAACUAAAACUGAAAGUGAAGAAGUUGAGGUACCACAUUUCAGGAAAGAUGACAUCAACUCAGAAAAGGAAGCUUGUAGCAAAAUCCCACUGAUAAAGGAAAAUGGUACUGGAGCUGAAGAGACUGUUAUCAGAAAGGAAACUGAAUUGCCUCAAGUGAAAGAUAAAAGUGAAGGUAGAGAGAUAAAAAUAUCCAAGGGCAAGAAACGUCCUUUGGUUAACUCUAAGACGAGUAAGUCGAAGGAUUCUGGCGAGGGAGAAAAAAAGGAUAAGAAGGAAGAGAAGAAGAGUGGUCCAGCAAGUGAAGAAACUGUUUCAUUAGCUGGUAAAACCAAAAAAAGGCCAUCCAAGAAGUUAAAAAGCUCAGGUAAUAGUGAGAAGGAAAAUGAUCCUGCUGCAAUCAAGCAGCAGAGUGGAAGUGAAAAGCUUCCGGAAAAUGAUUUCACAACUGUGAAGAGUUGUGUGACUGGGGAGAAAGGUACAGAUAAACUUGAGCUAAAAGCUGAACCUGCAUGGUUUAUACUGAGUGGGCAUAGGCUACAAAGAAAGGAUUUUCAGCAGUUAAUAAAACGAUUGAAAGGAAGAGUUUGCAGAGAUUCUCAUAAUUGGUCAUACCAAGCAACACAUUUCGUUGUCCCAGAUCCUGUGAAAAGAACUGAAAAGUUUUUUGCAGCUGCAGCUUCUGGAAGAUGGAUUCUGAAGACUGAUUACUUAACAGCUUGCAAUGAGGCUGGAAGAUUUUUACCAGAAGAGCCAUACGAAUGGCACAAGAAAUGCUUGACCGAAGAUGGUGCAAUCAACUUAGAGGCACCAAGAAAAUGGCGUCUCUUGAAGGAGAAAACAGGACAUGGCGCAUUUUACGGAAUGCGAAUAGUCAUAUAUGGAGAAUGUAUUGCCCCUCCUCUGGAGACUUUGAAACGCGUCAUCAAGGCUGGGGACGGUACCAUUUUAGCAACCUCACCCCCUUAUACUCGCUUUCUCCAAACCGGAAUCGAUUUCGCCAUUGUCAGCCCGGGAAUGCCACGUGUCGACAUGUGGGUUCAGGAGUUUCUAAACCGUGAGGUGCCAUGUGUCGUAGCUGAUUAUUUGGUCGAGUACGUGUGCAAGCCCGGGUACCCACUCGAGAAGCACGUGCAGUACAACACGCAUUCGUGGGCCAAAAAAUCGCUCGAGAAUCUGACGAGGAGAUUGGAGGCAGUCGUUGAGGAUGAAGUGAAAACGCCUCCGAAUCAUUGCAUUGAUGAUGUGGCGUGCAGGGAGUGUGGGUCCCGCGAUCGAGGGGAAGAGAUGCUUAUAUGUGGCGAUGAGAGUGGAAGUUUAGGGUGUGGUGUUGGUGUUCAUUUGGACUGCCUCGAUCCUCCGCUUUGCAGUGUACCGGAAAAAGACUGGUUCUGUACUGAAUGUGCACCUAAGACUAAGAGAGGGAGCUCUAGGAAUAAGGCUUGUAAAUCUAAAAAGUGAUUUAAUUAUUUACCUU
This is a messenger RNA of Striga asiatica, 6217 nucleotides long. NCBI's taxonomy places the organism in Eukaryota, Viridiplantae, Streptophyta, Magnoliopsida, Lamiales, Orobanchaceae. The record is from the annotation of a GenBank genome assembly.